Messenger RNA from Paramisgurnus dabryanus, 2785 nucleotides. Lineage: Eukaryota; Metazoa; Chordata; Actinopteri; Cypriniformes; Cobitidae. The record is from RefSeq and is a predicted model, not a curated record.
AAAUCAUUUAACACGGUGCCACCUAAAGGCUACUUUAUAUUGCACUAACACACAUGCGAUAGUUCGUGUGCAUGCAAAAUACUUUUUUUUUAACUAGCAAAAGUCCCUUCAGAAGCUCCGUACCUGUGAAAAACGAAAAAUAUCCAGUCCACAAUCGGUUAAAAAUCGGUCACUUUGUGUGUUUUUUUGAAAAUACCUGACAUGACUGAACUAAACCAUAAUUCAGCAUUUUGACAGCUUUACCAUCAUGAAGAAAUAUGACGCUUCUUUUGUAAAGAAUUACAGAUAAAUGAAGUGUUCCGCGUUUUCUCUCUCCAGUACAGUAGGGGGCUGCAGCUCUUUAAUCCGCCGACAAACCCACUAAAGAAAGAAAGAAAGAAAGAAAGCGCGCACCGGUUGUGGCUAGACGGGAUACAGCUGUGGCCAAAAUCUAGUGAAAUCUCGCCGAAGGAGCGCUGUUUUCAUCCUAAUCCUACCCACAAACAAACCUAACCCUAAACCCAAAAUCUCGCGAGAAAUGUCCGCAGCUGUAUUUCCUCUAGCCAGAACCGAGCUUGCGUUUGUAUCCUCAUUGUUUUUUCUUCUUGAGUGUUUUAUUGAGUGGGACAGAGUUUUAAAUCUGUCUCUUUUGGUGUCGAGAUGUUGAUUAGGAGAGAUGAGAUGGACGUGAUGUGCUGUAAAUCAGUAGGAACUGAUCUGUCCAUGCUGGAUAUUGAUGAUUUCAUCACAGAAAUCUCUCAGCUGAAGAAAGAGGUGGCGUUACUGGAGGCAAAGUUGAGGUCAAGAGGAGAUGAAGAAGUAAAGAGAGAGGAUGUGGAUGUGGUUUGUUGUGAAUCUUCAGUGUAUGUGACUGACGGGAUCUCCACAGAAUGUCAGGAUCAAAGCUCACCACAGUUACUGCUGGACAAACUCUCUGAAGAGAAAUCCAGACACACACAGGACUCAAAUCUCAGUCUCACUUUACUCUGUUAUACUGAGUCAAAGCCCACAGACGCUCAGGACACUGCAGUGUGUGACAGUAUUCAGGGUAUAAAAGAUGAGGAAUCUACUGAUCAAACCUCCACAGAGUCUCUGGAUUCUGCCUGUAACGCUGAAGAACAGCAGCAGAUCCUGCAGACCACACUGAAGAUGUGUUCAGUCAAACUGGUGGACUGCAGGAACCUAAAGAUGGAGAUAAAAACAGAACCUAUUGAAGAGGAAGAGGACUUUAUUCUGCCAGGUUUUAUUAAAGAGAAGAAACUUCAUUCAGAAGAGCACAGAGAGAAGACGAAGAAGCAGCAGCAGCAGUUUCACUGUGAGCAUUGUGGGAAGAAUUUUGUCUACUUAUCUCAGCUUAAAGGCCACAUGAGGACACACAGUGAUGAAAAGCCUUUCUACUGCACUGAAUGUGGCAAUUACUACAGGACCAAAUAUAGUCUUGAUGUUCAUAAGAUAAUUCACACAGGAGAAUUAGCAUACAAGUGCAGCGAAUCUGAAAAAACUAGGGAUUCAGGUUCAUUACAACCACACCAGAAUAUUCACUCUAAAGAGAAACUAUAUCAAUGUUCACACUGUGAUAAACGUUUCCAUCUGAAAUAUCUUCUGAUACGCCAUGAGAGAAUUCACACUGGAGAGAAACCAUAUCACUGUAGUGUUUGUGGGAAGAGUUGUAAUCAACGUUUCAACUUAGUGAUACACCAGAGAACUCAUACAGGUGAAAAACCUUACAAAUGUCCUCAUUGUGAGAAGACGUUUGCUCAACAAGAUGGUAUGAGAACCCAUCAGAGAGUUCAUACAGGAGAAAAACCUUACAAAUGCUCUCAGUGCGGAAAACGCUUCUCUGAUCGAUCUCAUUUCAGAGUUCAUCAGAGAGUUCACACCGGUGAGAAACCUUAUCACUGUAAUGUUUGUGGGAAGAGUUUUAGCCAACAGGCUAACUUACUAAAGCACCAAAUAACUCAUACAAAGAAAAGUUAAAAAUGAUCUCAUGGUUGUAAGACGUUUGCUUAAUCAUAUUUGCCUGAAGAUCCAUCAUUUCAAUUCAGUUUUAUUUAUAUAUUACUUUUAACAAUUGUUCAUAAUACAAAAACAGCUUCACAUGAAAUAUAAACAAAGAAAACUUAGAAAAGCAAAGAACAACAAAGCAUGGCAGUUUUAAAUAUAGUUUAGGAUGGAGUAUUAGAAGUUAUAUGGAGUCAUUUCUUAUUAAAUAAUGUAAUAAGUUGGUCGCUUGGAAGACAUCAGAUGAGAGUCAUGAUGAUGGGACGCAAGAAGAUCAGUGGUGGGACGAGCAUCGCGGCAACUGGAACUGGGUCUGUCAGUCUCAAAAAUCAGCCACUUUGUAUGUUUUUUCCUGAUUUUUUUUGUGUAAAAAUUUGGUAGUUUUGAUCAGUGCUGAGGUUUAUUAAUAGAUUUAUGCAAAAAAAGUAAAAAAAUAUAAAUCUAAUACAUUUUUACAGCAGUUUCGUUUUGUGGAAAAGGUUUUAUCCACGAACAAUACAAAAGGGUAGUGAAUUUGCCCACAGUGUAUUGUUGAGGCAUUGAACAAUUUCCAAGCAUUUUCCCAAAAUAUAUCUCAAUAUAAGAUUUGUCACCAAAAAUCUUUCCAUUUGCUGAAAAACAGAGAAAGUUAACCCCCAAAAACUCCAUAGUGGAUGAAAACAUCCUCAACAACACAUUAAUGUUGAUAUGAGUCCCAUCUCAAGGUUUUUAUUAACAUCACGAGAAUGUUGAAACACUAAAUUGCCAUUGUCUGUGUUUGUUACCCUGCCAAAUCUGCUUCUAGUCAGAUGAAGUUAGUCUGACC